AGCCGUCCUCGUCAAAUCAGCGGAGCCUCUAUCAAGAUGCGGCUGAAGAUGCCACAGAAGCUGCUAAAAACUGCCCACUACAUCGAGCUGGGCAGCUACCAGCACUGGCCGGUGCUGUUACCGCAACGGAUCCGGCUGUACACGUACGAGCAGGCCCCCCUGUUCCUCAGAGAGAACCCCUACAUCACAGACGGCUACAGGGCUCACCUGCCCUCCAAGCUCUGCCUGAAAAGUAUAUUCAUUCUUUCUAAUGAGACGGUUAACAUUUGGAGCCACCUCCUGGGUUUCCUUCUCUUCUUCUUCCUGGGGGUCAACGACCUGUCAUACCUGCUGCCGGCCUCCAGAGCCAACAGGGAGGACUAUGUCAUCUACGCCAUCGGACUGUUCUGCUUCCAGGUCUGCAUGCUGUGCUCAGUGGGAUAUCACCUGUUCUCAUGUCAUCGCUCAGAGAAGACCUGCAUGCGCUGGCUAGCGUUGGAUUACGCAGGCAUUUCUGUGGGCAUUCUGGGGUGUUACGUCCCCGGGAUCUUCUAUGCUUUCUACUGUAACGCAUUUUGGCGCCAGGUCUACCUGCUCACUGUGCUCUCCAUGAUCCUGGCCGUCUUCUGCGCUCAGGUUCACCCCAGUUACCUCAGCAACGACUGGAAGGUGAUAAGGAUGACAAUCUUCUCCUGUGUAGCAGGAAUUGGAGUCAUUCCUGCAUUGCACUGGGUCUGGCUCAAUGGAGGGCUCACAUCAGAUAUAGUGCAGCUUUUUUUCCCUCGAGUGAUCGUCAUGUACCUGAUUGCAGGUUCUGCCUUCCUCUUCUAUGUCACCAAAAUCCCUGAGCGCUAUUUCCCCGGUCAGGUGAACUAUCUUGGAGCCAGUCAUCAGCUGUGGCACAUCCUGGUCGUGUUCAUGUUCUAUUGGUGGCAUCAAACCGCCGUGCACAUCAUGCACUUCAGGCACAGCCAGCCCUGUCCCGCCUGGAGCAGGAAGAACUAAAGCACGUUUGAAAAUCCUCAUGGAUUCUAAAGUACGGCUCCUGGAGCUUGGUAAAGAUGAGUGUAUCAUCUGGGCACAACCAUAAGAAAAGACUUGAGAUUGUAAUGCAAAAGCACAGUAAAGGAAAGCUCUUGGGUGACAGUUGAUCAACAAUUUAAAACCAUGAACUAAUCCCUCUAUCAAUGCAUGACUUUGGAAAUGUUAUAAAUUUAUCUAAAAACUAAGUUUUUAGCUGAAAACAUGUUUUUUGUAAAGAAGUAUUAAAAUAUCAGUGAAUGUUCUAAAGGUGAGCCAGUUUAAACAUUUUGAGGAAGUUCGCUUUAAUACGGAUGCUGACUUCUUUGAUUUCUUUUGUUAAAAAAAAAAAACAGUUUUAUUUUAAAGCUCCAUCAGACGUCUUUUCAAGCCAAUUGUCGAUCAUUUAAGCCUCGUUAUUGAACAAAUAUUUUUUUGUCCUCAAAAGACCUCAAGCAACAGAAGGUUUGGAUUUUACGUCCUGCACUUCUGCUCUUUUGUUUUUUUUUAAUGAAAUUCAGAGUUUUUUUUUUCUUUGAAGUCCUACUCCAGUAAUCUUUUGGUGUAACCUAAAACCAUUCCCAGUAGUCUUUUAAUUAUGAUUAUGCUGUUUUAGUCAAAACAAAAAAAGCGUGUCUUUUUCUCUGCUAUAGUUUCUACAAAGCGCCAGGAGUUUGUCCAAAAUUGGCCCCUGAGUUGUGGAUGGAGCAACAGAUUCCAGCUUGAAAGAUUCACAACAAUUUGAAUAAAGAAAAACUCAGAAAGGUAAUUUUAGCCUAAUUUUCUAUAUGUCUGUUCUACAACAUCAGAAAAAAUAACACAAGCAGCAAAAAUGUAAUGAAAUUCAAAGUAUUUUAUUUAUUUUUUUCUUCCAUUGUUAUUCUCAAGUCUACUCAAAACCAGAAUUAAAAAAAACAACCUAUCAGCAUCAAUUGACGUCAAAUUUACCAAACUUAACCAGAAAUAUAAUAAAUUAUCAAAAAGCACUUAAAUAAAAUGAAUGUUCACAUUUUUUUUUCUCCUAACUGUAUUUAAAUGUCAUGGAAAUGGUAAUAUUGAAUUGAUGUUGAGUUUUGUCCUUUUACCAAUCCCAGACUCUGGUCUGAUCUGUUUAAACCAUCUUUUUUAACGCUUGAUUUCAUUGUGUGAAGAGAAAACAAAUUCCUGCAGGCAAUAAUUAGAAACAUAAAAUGCUUUGAUUCCAUUAAAAAAUGUCCUUUUAUACUGGAAAUCUUCAGUUGCUCUUAACUUUUCAAACAGCAGAAACAUUUUCACUCUGCAGCACAUCUUACUCUUUAGGAAUGAUCCGCAUGCAAACUUAUAACCAUGAAGUGACUUGUGAGGAUUCUGCUUCUUCAAUAUUACCUAUUAUUGAGUAUUAGCUGCAUCUAACUACUUACAAAUGCUUUUUUUUUAUUUCAGGCAAAUUCUGUUUCACAGUCAUUUUCACUUUGUUAGUCAUGACUGGAACAUUAGUUGUAAAUAUAUUUAAAAAAAGUAUUUUCUUUGUGUGAAUAUGAAUCUGCUGAAAGCACUUCCUGUUGUACACAGAAGAAUUUUUAUUUUUCUAUAAAUUGCCUGAUUUUUCUUUUAGUGGUUUAAUGAUUGUUUCAUGUUGAUGUGUUUCAAAUCUUUUGUGUGAUCUGUAAGUUGUUCAUGAGAUGUUCUAUUUUCAGUGCCUCUGUGGAAAUAUAUUUUUACUCAAUAUGAAUGAAUAAAAAAAGCAGGAAUGUC
This is a messenger RNA of Oryzias melastigma (Indian medaka), 2733 nucleotides long. Its product is annotated as progestin and adipoQ receptor family member 3. NCBI's taxonomy places the organism in Eukaryota, Metazoa, Chordata, Actinopteri, Beloniformes, Adrianichthyidae. Gene Ontology annotation, cellular component: membrane. Bases 37 to 984 code for a protein of 315 amino acids. Gene Ontology annotation, molecular function: signaling receptor activity. The record is from RefSeq and is a predicted model, not a curated record. The transcript has 6 exons.